Messenger RNA from Acipenser ruthenus (sterlet), 5206 nucleotides. RefSeq names its product Golgi SNAP receptor complex member 1. Gene Ontology annotation, cellular component: Golgi medial cisterna; SNARE complex; Golgi membrane. Gene Ontology annotation, biological process: endoplasmic reticulum to Golgi vesicle-mediated transport; vesicle fusion. Lineage: Eukaryota; Metazoa; Chordata; Actinopteri; Acipenseriformes; Acipenseridae. Bases 83 to 826 code for a protein of 247 amino acids. Gene Ontology annotation, molecular function: SNAP receptor activity. The record is from RefSeq and is a predicted model, not a curated record. The transcript has 9 exons.
CUGCAAUAUGAAGCUGUCUCAGAUUCAGCCCGGCUGGUAUCUCUUCGCCUCUGCUGGUCCCGGGUGACGUUGAAUAACAAAGAUGGCAGCAGGAAGCAGCAACUACUGGGAAGAUCUGCGCAAGCAGGCUCGCCAGCUGGAGAAUGAGCUGGACCUGAAGCUGGUCUCCUUCAGCAAGCUGUGCACCAGUUACAGCAGCUCCAGGGAGGGGGGCCGCGACAGGUAUAGCUCUGACACCACCCCCCUCUUCAACUCCAGUCAAGACCGCAUGUUCGAGACCAUGGCUGUGGAGAUUGAGCAGCUCCUUGCGAAGCUGACGGGAGUAAACGACAAAAUGGCUGAGUACACCAACACAGCGGGAGUGACGUCCCUGAACGCAGCCCUGAUGCACACGCUACAGAGACACCGAGACAUCCUGCAGGAUUACACACACGAAUUCCACAAGACCAAAGGCAACUUCCUCGCUAUCCGGGAGAGAGAGGACCUAAUGGGAUCAGUACGGAAAGAUAUCGAGUCAUAUAAAAGUGGCUCAGGAGUGAACAACAGGAGGACAGAGCUGUUUCUGAAGGAACACGAGCACCUGCGGAACUCAGAUCGACUGAUAGACGACACAAUAAGCAUCGCCAUGGCAACAAAGGAGAACAUGACUUCCCAGCGAGGGAUACUGAAGUCGAUACAGAGCAGAGUCAACACUCUGGCCAAUCGCUUCCCGGCAAUCAACAGCUUGAUCCAGAGAGUAAACUUGAGGAAGAGGCGGGACUCGUUAAUCUUGGGCGGAGUCAUCGGAAUCUGCACCAUUUUGCUGCUGCUGUACGCUUUCCACUGACGGAAAGGAGUGCUGACCAACCGUAGGGCAGAGCUCCACAUCUGGGGGAGGGGCUUACAGCAGAGGGGGUGGAGACUGGAGACACUGUUCCCGGCCGAUUGGCCAUGAUCAUUGUAACACUGAUAUUGAAAACUUGGCCUUUUGAGGACUUCCAUAUUUAGGAAAACCUAUUGGGGAGGUGGGGGGGUUCACAACUUCAGCAGAAUUGAUUGUUGUCUGUUGCUGAAAGUUUUAGAACGAGAGACUGCCCUGCUGCUUACUGUAUGCUGUCUGUUUUAGUGGAUUUACCUGUUAAUACUAUAAUUCUGGAGCGGCGUCUUCACUGAAGAAGAUUUGAACAUAGAUUUAAAAACAUACAAUAUGCUACACAUUCUCCAAAAAAUGAGCAGCGCGUUAUUAAUUAUUAGACAGCUUCGAGUUUCUCUUUAAAAGGGAAUUUUCAUUGCAUAGUCAGUGUGUUGACUAAACUUUUAAAACCAGUUUUUUCCUUCUGUCUACAAUGUCCAGUCCAAAGUGAGUGGAGGUGUGACUGAUCCUGGCUCUUAUUUUCCAAAGGGGUCUUUAUCAACCAGGAUCCCAGGUUUGGACCAGGCACUGUAUGCUUAAAGCUAAAGCAGUGACACAGCAGCAUUCAAUCCCAUGCUUCUUAGUGCCACUGUGGCUUAUGGCUGUGCUGUAAUUAAGUUACCUAAAUUAGGAGCACACUCCAGAAUUGUGAAGGAAUCCAGUAGCAUUGACAUCUCCUCCCUACUCCCUAAUGGCCAGAAUAAUGUGUUUUGUUUUUGUUUUCCUAUAAUAGCUUUCUUUAAAAACUAAUUUUAAUAAAUGUAAUUUCAUGUAUUUAUGACAUCAAAAAAAAAAACAUCUUACUGUUUUCUCUUUUUGUUUAAUCAAGUGGUGGGGAAGGGGAAGGGGGGUGGAGGAGGAAACCAAAUGUAACAAACCAUCUGUACCAGGAAUUCACAGCCCUCCAGAUUUGUCAUGUCGUUUUGCUCUCAUGAGAUUUGAGUAUUUUAACCAGUCAUCUGGUCCCAUUGCACGAGAUGGAUUUUAUAAGUCAUGUCUUGCCAUGAACACCAUCUUAAGUUGUUUUUUCUUACUUGGCAUGCAGUGCCACGUGGUCACAGAUUUAUUGUAACUGCACUUUUUAAAAGUGAUUUCAGUAUUUCUGUUAAAGGGGCGGUACAGCGUUCUUCUGUAGAUUGCAGGGGACUUCCUUUGAUUUUCACUGAAGUGAAUUGGAGACAGUCCUGCAGGUAUGUGAAAGGCAAUGAGCAGUAAGGAAUGGAAUCUUCCAGCUUCUUUUGACAUGGUUCUCGUAUCAUGUAUGGAAUGCGCCUGUAGAUUAAUGGAGAUAAUGCUGACUGUAACCUUCCAAUUACGAGCCAUCAGAUUCGAGAAGAAUACUGUGAAAUCUGUCUAUUUAUUUGGCUGCUUUCAACAUUUUCUUUUUUUUUUGUACAGAAACUAUAGUUGAUGAACUGCAGGGACAUUUUCAUUUUUGCAAUAUUCAUUUAAAUACUGUAAUACUGCUCGUAAUGGCUAUUCUAUUUAUAAUUGAGUUUUUUUUCGUUUUUUUUUUUUUUUUUUUUACCUUGCAAGAGCUAAAAAGACAUUUCUGAUUUCAUUUCUUGCCAUGCAAAUUUUUGCAUACUUUUUAUUUUGGGGGGGAGAGGGGUGACUAAUUCCAAGCAUUUGUAGCUCUUAAAAUCUUGGUUAACCUGGGUCCAAAUUUCAUUGGUGUCCUGAGUAUACCUUACAGUAGAUAUCUCCAGUCAAGCAACGCAGCCCUUCUAAAAGCUUAUCGCAGUUCAAACAUAGCAAGUGUACCAAAGCAUAAUGACAGCACAGUAAAGCAUCGAUAAGCAUUGUGAAACAUAUAUAUAAAAAAAAAAAGAAAUAGUAAACUAUGGUAAAUGCACAGUCUAACCAAGGGCAAAGCCAUGUGUAAAUUAAGCGUAGUAAACUUUUAUAAGAGACUGAAGGAAUAGCCUUUCUGUGUCAGACUGAUCCUUUUAUUUAAAAGGACAAAGAUGGAUCUCCUCUGUGUUAUAAAUGUGCGCCUGUUUUAACUGUGCUUUCGUUUUAAAAGCCGAGCGUCCGGAUCAAGACAGCUGGCAGACAGAGUGCUGAUCACGACUGUCCUGACAGCUCUGUACUGAACCAGUGUCACUGGUAUUGGUUUAUCACAGCCUGGGCCUUUCUGUUAUGGUAUUAGUUCUAUUUUCAGAAGAAAUUCCCAGCUACAGGUCUGCGUUUAUACACAAAGUUUGGCUCUGGUCCAGUCAAGGUGGAUUUUGUCAUUUCACGCAAUUUGAAAAAGCACUUGAACCAGCUUUAAGGUUUUUGUAUGUGUAAAUACAAUUAUUGCUGUGAUCUUAUUCUAUUUGGUUUUCCAGCGGUGGAGGAAACCUUGCAGUCCUCACCAGAAUCAGAACAGUCGAUUCUCACAGACAAUUAGGACUGGGUUUGGGACACCUUUUGUUAAACUUGUACCAGGAAUGAUUCCGUCAUUUUCAAGAUUUUGUGAAAUGUUUAGGUUCUCUUAUUGGUUUUUCUUUUUUGUAAAUGGCUUUUAUCAUAGGUUUUGAUUUAUUUAAAAAUAAAUUAAAUGAAACUAAUUACUGUUCUCUGUCUGAGUUAAGGGAUCUCACAGUGUAUCAAUGGACCUGCUUAUUGUGGUACAGAACUACAUUGUUAAUAAUUACAUUUCAUACUGUCUACAGCCAGAAAGCAAGUGUGCUGCUUAUUGUGCUCCACAAUAUAUAUUUACUUGCCUUUAUAACCUGUUUACUUGUGUACUGUACAGAAAAUCAGAGAAGAACAUAUUUAACUUUGAUUAAACAUCAGAGGACAGUGAUUGUGGAACAAGAAGUGAAAAACCCUUUCUGCUGGAAAGUCUUCCCCUGUUGUCACUACGUGUUAGUGAGAAAUGAUGGAAAGUGUUACCAGAUCCCAGCACGAAGCUGGAAGUUUUCAAUUAGCAUGAACCUUCUCUGAACUUUGUUCCCAGAUAAGGUGCUGAGAAGGCAGUGUCUGAGCGAAGAAUCAGAUUGAAGAUCUUGUACCGUUUCCUCUGCCAUCUAUUAUUCAUGAGAGCAUCAGCCACAGAAAUGAAUAGAGGAGGAGGGGGGGCAGGCGGGGGGUGCUGUGCAUGUAUGUGUGUCGUGUUGGAAAGGGUACUUUUUAAAACCCAGGUUGUGAAAGAGUUUGCAUAUUAAAAGGCUAUCUAUACCUUGAGAUUGUGCUAAAAGUGUAGGUCAGGAUUAAUUGCUUCAAUUAAACCAUUUAGAUCAGGGUUGGAACAAAGACCAGGAGUGGAUAGGCCAAUUCUGACCACCCCUGGUGUCGGUAGAAAGAGAAUAGGGAUCCUGUGUGCAGUGACUAAGUAUGGCCACCGAGGGGCACUGUGGGCCAUCCAAAAAUAAACUGUUACGAUCUAAGAAGUAAAGGUAAAUACAUCUUUGUAAUUCAUUCAAUACAGGGUUAAAGGGGUUGUAGCCAUGAUGUCUGCUGUGCUUCUAAAUACAUUUCUUUGUUAUUGUUCGUGCCGAUGCACACAGGUUUUCUUAAAGCUGCCGUUAUUCUGGUGAGCGAGGGACCCACAGUCUCGCUCGCUUGAACACACCCCUCCCCCUUUCCCUAGCACAGUCACGACUCAGUCAACACAGCUCAGUGACCAUGCAUGGUAACAUUUAUUCCAGUCAUGCGGAAGGUACACAAAUAAAAAUUAUACAGUCACUUUUCAACUGACGCAUAGAACAGUAUUAGGAGAACAGAUUUAGGCAACCCACCCCAAAUGAAAGGACAGAGUUUAUAGUGGAGUUACCAGCUGACCAUGCUGCUGUGUAGGAAACAAACACAUUGCUCAUAAAGAUCCUGCUGACACGCUGUCACUGCACACCCAAAACGAAACGGAUACACUACAGGUACAGAUGCAAUACAUGUACUGAGAGAGGCCAGCCUGGGUUUGGGAUUUUGUGGUUGGUUUGCACCAGUCCAUAUUGCACAAGCAUUCAGGCUUUAAACAUGUUACUUAGGUUUGAUGCUGACCUUCAUGGCAACUUUUCAUAGAAUUAUGAUUACUGGAAUAUAUCAAAUCAGCAUGUUCUAUGGCGACAUGGAAUCAUAUUUUCUAGCACAGCAGUGUUUUGCAUGCCUUUUCAAUUCAGAUGUUAAACUCUUAAAGUGAAAGUGUUUGGGCAUUUUUCUAACACUGCAGUGCAAUACGCUUCAGGUCUCUUACAUAUUAGGAUCAAACCCAUUGCCCCACCAAACCCUACAGUCAGAGUAAUUAUAAUAAUUAAUAAUACACACCUAAGUGUGUUACCUAUACACUGUGGCUAAUCAAGCUUGUAUUAAAACCUGCCACGACUGCUA